Messenger RNA from Gastrolobium bilobum, 1430 nucleotides. Its product is annotated as malate dehydrogenase, mitochondrial. The record is from RefSeq and is a predicted model, not a curated record. Gene Ontology annotation, biological process: malate metabolic process; tricarboxylic acid cycle. Bases 105 to 1142 code for a protein of 345 amino acids. The transcript has 7 exons. Gene Ontology annotation, molecular function: L-malate dehydrogenase (NAD+) activity. Gene Ontology annotation, cellular component: mitochondrion; cytoplasm. NCBI's taxonomy places the organism in Eukaryota, Viridiplantae, Streptophyta, Magnoliopsida, Fabales, Fabaceae.
GAAUCGUCACUAUCUUUCAUCUCCCUUCAACCCAUUUCUCUCUCUAGCUUUCUCGCUCCUUUUUCUCUGAAAGUUGUGAGAGAAAAAAGAAAAGAAAAAAGAAAAUGAUGAAGCCCUCAAUGCUCAGAUCCCUCCACUCAGCCGUCGCCCGCGGCUCCUCUCACCUGGCUCGCCGUGGCUACACCACCGAGCCGGUGCCGGAGCGCAAGGUGGCUAUCUUGGGGGCCGCCGGCGGUAUCGGACAGCCACUUUCUCUGCUGAUGAAGCUGAACCCUCUCGUUUCCAGCCUCUCCCUUUACGAUAUUGGCGGCACCCCUGGCGUCGCCGCCGAUGUCAGCCACAUCAACACCAGAUCUGAGGUAGUUGGGUACCAAGGUGAAGAAGAGCUUGGAAAGGCUUUGGAAGGAGCAGAUGUUAUUAUAAUCCCCGCUGGUGUGCCCAGAAAGCCUGGAAUGACUCGUGAUGAUCUUUUCAACAUUAAUGCUGGCAUUGUGAAGUCGCUGUGUACUGCUAUUGCCAAGUACUGUCCCAAUGCCCUUGUGAACAUGAUAAGCAAUCCUGUGAAUUCCACUGUUCCUAUUGCUGCUGAGGUUUUCAAGAAGGCAGGGACAUAUGAUGAGAAGAGGUUGUUUGGUGUUACCACCCUUGAUGUUGUUAGGGCAAAAACUUUCUAUGCUGGGAAGGCCAAAGUUCCAGUUGCUGAGGUCAAUGUACCUGUUGUAGGUGGCCAUGCAGGCAUUACUAUUCUGCCACUAUUUUCUCAGGCUACACCACAAGCCAAUCUGGGUGAUGAUGAAAUUCAGGCUCUUACAAAGAGGACACAAGAAGGAGGAACAGAAGUUGUGGAAGCUAAGGCUGGAAAGGGUUCUGCGACUUUGUCCAUGGCUUAUGCUGGAGCCAUUUUCGCUGAUGCUUGCCUCAAGGGCCUUAAUGGGGUUCCAGAUGUUGUUGAGUGCUCAUUUGUGCAAUCUAAUGUCACUGAACUUCCUUUCUUUGCUUCCAAGGUGAGGCUUGGGAAGAAUGGUGUGGAGGAAGUUUUGGGCUUGGGAUCUCUCUCAGAUUUUGAGAAACAAGGCCUUGAAAGCCUCAAGUCUGAACUCAAAGCAUCUAUUGAGAAGGGUAUCAAAUUUGCCAACCAGUAAUUGAACAUGUCUAGUAGGUUGCUGGAUAUUCCAUUAAGAGAACCAAAUCGAAUUUUGCAAUCUCAGAACCAUUGCUGUAAUGUUGCCGACAGUGGUGACGGCUUGUUGUUUUAUUUAGAGUAGGUAUACGCCAUUGUUUAAUAAUUAAAUCUGCGAGAGCAGUUUCUUGCCGAAGGGAUUUAUCUUAAAACCAGUUUUAGGUUGGCCAUUCCAUUCAUAAUGGCACUCUUUAACUUAAUGUAUGGUUUCAUAUAAUGCAAUUGCAGGGUGUUGUACCCUUUUUCCUCA